GCAACAAUGGAGCUGCUCAGCUCUGCCGAAUGCCUUCGCAUAGCGUUGCGCACGCGUCAGCUGAAAGCCGAAGAUGAGAAUUUGGUUUUAUUGAGGCGACAACUCGAUGCAGGCUCGCAAGACUUGCUGGGCUACAUGGGUGAAUACUACAAGCUGUAUUUGGAGUUGGAGAACACAAGAACUAAGUGCAAACAUCACUUACAAUACUUUGUCAAGAGUUUGCCCUACAAGAAUCCGCCACAGCGAGCCGAAUGCGAACGCAAAGGCGUCUUUCGCAAGGAGACAACUAUCUACAAGCAAAUAUUGCCGAAUAUACAACGAUAUGCCAGUCGCAAGCUCUUUCCGCAAUGCUACUUUGCUAGAGAGGAUAUAAUGGUGCUGGAAGAUCUAACGCUGCACUAUCGACAUCUCAAAGCCAACGAAAGCUAUAGCCUAGAGCAUUAUAAACUGGUCUUGGGACAUCUGGCCGCUUUGCACGCCGCCAGCAUUGCCUGGGAGGAGGCUGAACAAUUUAAUAUUGGCGAACGUUACAAGCAUGUAUUCAAGGAGCUGCUAAUGAGCAGCGAAAACGAGUGGUUUAUCACCGGAUUAAAGGGCAUCGUUUUCUUGGCUGCGCGACACGUGAAGUACCAAACGGAGCGCGCUCAAAGUUUCAUUAAGGAAAAACUAUUUAAUCUGCUCAGGAAAACGGAACAUCUCGUCGAGCCCUCGAAGAACAUACGGAAUGUGCUCUGCCAUCGCGAUACCUGGGAUCGGAAUAUACUAUUUGGUUUUGCCAGUCAGACGGCCAGCUUGCCCAGCUCCUGCUGCAUUGUGGACUUUCAACUGACUCAGUAUUGUUCGCCCACCUUGGAUGUGCUCUUUCUGCUCUAUAUAUUGGUGCCCUCGGCCGAGGAGAGACGUGAUUUGUAUGACCAGGCGCUGGGGUAUUAUCAUGAUGCUCUGCAAGCUGAAUUUGUGCGACUUGGUCUGCCCGCUAAGCUGAUUAGUAGGGAAAACUUUAUUGAGGAAUGCGAACGGACACGCCUAGCCGGCUUGACUAUGAAGGCGCUGACUGAGCCACAAACCAAGAUGUUGGCCGGCAUUAGCAAUAAGCUGCGCUCGGAGGAGCCAGAGAAAUUUGACUCUUACCUUAAUUGUGAUCGCAGCGAAAUGUAUCUGCGAGUCAUGCAAAUGCAACCGGGCUAUGAGGAAACCAUAAUGCAGCCCAUAGCAGAGCUGGUUGACUAUCUUAUGGAGCACGAGAAGCUGUAUGUCUGA
Molecule: messenger RNA, 1260 nt
Organism: Drosophila hydei
Lineage: Eukaryota; Metazoa; Arthropoda; Insecta; Diptera; Drosophilidae
Exons: 3
Coding region: 7-1260 (417 amino acids)
Source: RefSeq, a predicted model, not a curated record